Messenger RNA from Xylaria bambusicola, 1910 nucleotides. Its product is annotated as phosphatidate cytidylyltransferase. Gene Ontology annotation, molecular function: phosphatidate cytidylyltransferase activity. The coding region runs from base 316 to 1701 and encodes 461 amino acids. Lineage: Eukaryota; Fungi; Ascomycota; Sordariomycetes; Xylariales; Xylariaceae. The record is from RefSeq and is a predicted model, not a curated record. Gene Ontology annotation, cellular component: endoplasmic reticulum membrane. The transcript is spliced from 4 exons.
AUACAUCAUACCGUACAUCAUAUAUACAUGCAUGUGCAACAAAGAAGACAUCGUCAGUCAUAGGCAUCUAGGAAUACCUAUACCCCGAAGCCCUCACCUGCAAACGUCCCGACAACUACAAACGUCGCUCGCUCGCUUCCACACACACACAAGCACGCCCGCCCGCACACGAUACGACAAACAUCUGCUUCUUCUCCUCCUCCUACCACCACAAGUGUGUGCGCGCCUGCAUUAGUGUCUCGGUCACUACCGUCAUUGUCGUCGUCGUCUCCCCCUCCUGUCGAUAUAUAAAACAAAAAAGGACAACUCGCCGCCAUGACGAAGCCGCGUCGUGGGGUUCGCUUCCCCAACCGAGCCAACGGCCACGAAGGAAGAAGAUCGAGUAUGAGCGAGAUAAGUGAGGAUGGCUCUGGGUCGCCGCUGAGGGCGAGGGCCGCCGCCACAACGUCAACACAACUGGAUAAUAUCCGUGAGAAAACGAACGAAGCCGCCGCGCAGCCUACCGAGUACGAGAAGAAAAAGGCCAACUUCCUCGUCCGUACAUUCUGGACCUUUGUCAUGAUCGGGCUCUUCUUCGGAGCCCUGUUUUCCGGUCACAUCUACAUCAUCAUGUGCAUCACCAUUGUGCAAAUCGUCUCGUUCAAGGAGGUCAUUGCCAUCGCCAGCGUGCCCAGCCGUACCCGACAACUGCGCCCGACCAAGAGCCUCAACUGGUACUGGCUCGUCACCACCAUGUACUUCCUCUACGGCGAGACUGUCAUCUACUACUUCAAGCACAUCGUGCUCGUCGACCGCGUUCUCCUGCCCCUAGCCACCCACCACCGCUUCAUCAGCUUCGUGCUCUACGUCAUCGGCUUCGUCUUUUUCGUCGCCAACCUCAAGUCCGGCCACCUCAAGUUCCAGUUCACCAACUUCGCCUGGACCCACAUGGCCCUCUACUUGAUCGUUGUCCAGGCCCAUUUCGUCAUGAACAACGUCUUUGAGGGCAUGAUAUGGUUCUUCCUGCCCGCCUCGCUUGUCAUAUGUAACGACAUCUUCGCCUACAUUUGCGGCAUUACCCUCGGCCGUACCCAGCUGAUCCAGAUAUCACCCAAGAAGACCAUGGAGGGCUUCCUUGGCGCUUGGGUUAUGACCAUUAUCUGGGGCACAAUGCUGACGAACGUGCUGAUGCGCUCCAAGUACUUUAUCUGCCCUGUCAACGAUCUCGGCUCCAACAUCUUCACCGGCCUCGAGUGCGAUCCGAACCCCGCCUUCCUAAAGCAAACCUAUACUUUGCCCGACCUCUUCUUCCUCCCCGAAGGCACCAACUUCUCUUUUGACCUAGAACCCAUGCAAUUCCACAGCAUGGUUCUCGCCUCCUUCGCCUCGCUUAUCGCGCCCUUCGGCGGCUUCUUCGCUUCCGGACUUAAGCGCACCUUCAAAAUCAAGGACUUUGGCGACUCCAUCCCUGGACAUGGUGGCAUGACAGAUAGGAUGGACUGUCAAUUCAUCAUGGGCUUCUUCGCUUUCAUAUAUUAUCAGACUUUCGUCGCCCAGCACAAACUCAACUAUGGCAAUGUCAUGGAACUCGCCAUCACAGGCUUGUCGCUGGAUGAGCAGAUGGAGCUGGUGAAAGGUUUGAGCAAAUAUCUUGAAAAUCAAGGCGUACUUAAUUCCGAGAUCGUAGCAUCUCUUGACAGAGCUUUAAUAGCACGUCGGUAGAAACAAGUUAAUCUCGCUCUUUUUUUUUCCUUGACUUUAACGAAUAGACUCUUAUUCUUUGGCGGGCAAUAGGGGGGGCAAACAGGAGUGGACAUGCGUGUAAAGGAAAUGAGGAUGAGAGAGAGAGAGAGAGAGAAAAGAAACACUGGUUUUCAAAAGCUCAUGAGAGCACGGGAUGUCGAUUUUGUGACAAAAAGCGGCUAUAUGGG